Hermetia illucens (black soldier fly) is the source of this 3988-nucleotide messenger RNA. RefSeq names its product serine proteinase stubble (gene Sb). The transcript is spliced from 12 exons. Gene Ontology annotation, molecular function: serine-type endopeptidase activity. The coding region runs from base 1497 to 3299 and encodes 600 amino acids. Gene Ontology annotation, biological process: proteolysis. NCBI's taxonomy places the organism in Eukaryota, Metazoa, Arthropoda, Insecta, Diptera, Stratiomyidae. The record is from RefSeq and is a predicted model, not a curated record.
GUGAUCGCAAGUCAGUAGUCAGUCUGACGAAGACCACGUCUUAAGAUAGUAUUGAGUCGCGUGCUAAGUCGGCAACAACGUCUUGAGCUUGGAUUUAAGACAUCGGUCGCAUCUUGAGGAAAAAUGCAUGCAUUAUAGUCGUUGUGCCGGUGAACGUACGUGCACAUAUCGAGUGGAAUUAAAUUGCAACUCAUAGUGCAAUAUGUCUUGCAAUGCGUGAUUUGAACUAUGCAUUCCGGUGGUCGAUAUUUGACGAAUAGUGCAAAGUAAUGUCUCACUAAGAUUUACUUUCACUAUCAUUGCUCGUGGAAUCUACAACCCUCAUUUUGUCUGUUGGUCGUAACGCGCAGAUUGUCCACUCAGUUGGCUAGACGAUAACACGGAAAUAUCAACGGAUUGGGAUUGAUUUGGCCAAACCUGCGGCGUGAUUCACGCGUCGAGUGUGAUAGUUUUUGCAAUUAACGACUUGCUAAAAGUGAGAGUGGUUGGUUUCAGUGUGUCACUUUGGUAUUUCGCCACCCGCUCUCGACGACCUCGACGGGUUUUCAUGGAAUCUGCGUAUUUGGAGUAGUCAGGAAUUGCGAGAUAUCACCUGCCAAGUUAGAUAUUAGCCGUUUUAAUCGUUUGAAUAUUCAGAAUUGAGCGCUUGAUAGCGACCGGGAUCGUUCCAAGUGCAUAGACACUACCAGUGAAUUUCAUCGAGGCAAGAUUAGUUGGACCUUUCGGUGUUCCAUCCAGCUCUUUCGUUGCUAUUAUAAAAACGAUUCCCUGAGUUCAAUGCAGUCCCAUUCAUCGUAUGAUCUUUAGCGGGUAAUUUCGUGGCUGUGCGCGCGUUACUUCAUCAAUUAUCUUAUGGUAUGCCGCAAGGUUGUGUAAUGGUACUUCUAUUGUUUACGACAAGUGUGACGAAGACGCGGUAUUAUUGUGCGUGCUCAGGGAGCUGUUUCGCCCAUUGUAACCAGCGUUCCGCAAUUGUUUACAAAAACAGUUUUCGCGCAUAGACAUUGUCGGUUUGUUGUCUUCAAGCAGGGAACUGCAGCUCAUUAAAGAUAAUUCAUACGUUAAUGUUUCUCAUAUGUUUCUGGAGACAUAACCUGGCUUUGAUAAGGUUCAGGUGGUUGGGUAUCAUAGUGGAAAAUUGAGUCGAAAGCGGAUAAUAAGGUGCGAUUUUACCUAGAGUUGAAUAAAAGUGAAGUUUUAAACUGAGAGUACUUGACAAAGACGUAGCAAAUGGAUCCUUAAUGCUGGUAAAAAGUAUCCACGACAGUCAAUAUUUCCUUCUGCAGCUGUGGUAAUAAAACGCGUUCUUUUACGUAUUUUCAUAUGGAUCGCAUAUCUAUGUUAUUUCAUAAUAACAUCUAGAGAAGCUCGAAAGUAGCCGACUACUAAGAAAGCUUGCCAAUGAACUCAAUUGUUAAACAGGAGCCUCCUAGUAAAGAUUGAGCAAACACGGAUUUCACUUUAUGCAUUCAAAACUGGAUUAAUGCCCGACACGCAUGCCGGUCAUAGGACACAAUAUCUUCUCCAAAAUGCGGAGUAGAUGGCUAGUCAAAACCCUAGUCUUACUUUUAUACCAAAUACACCUAACCCUAGCAGCUUAUAGUAGUCAUAGUAAUCAACAAUUUAAAAUUAGUCCUAAACCAUGUGAAGUGAAUGGCCUAGAUGGCACUUGUAUGUUUGUAUGGGAGUGUAUAAAGUCAGAAGGACAACAUGUUGGCAUGUGCGUUGAUUCAUUCAUGUUCGGUUCAUGUUGCGCCCAUAAUUUAACUGAAAAUGUUAUCAUACCACAAACAUUUACGUAUCAAUAUACAAGACCUACGAAACCAAUUGGUCAUAGACCCAGACCACCUGUAACGCCUCAUCGGCCAAUUAUAAGUGGAUUAACAACGAUAGAGAGGCCCCAUGGCGCUGGUACACUGGUCAUUCGUCCACAUAAGCCAACUCAUCAGAAACCCCUCCCGCCCAGCACAACUACAAAAAUACCUAGUCAAUCCAGUACGUUAACAGAUUUGGAUACUGCAGCCAGUAUUGCUGGAACAAUUUGGAAUACAUCACCCCAAACGACUCAAUGGCAUAUGACCACAGAGCCAAACUUCAUAACCCGACCGCGGCCCCCAAUUUGGGACAAGCCAACUGCACCAAGACCAAAACCACCGAAGCCAACGAAAAGGCCUAUUGUCACAGAACGUCCUACCAUCUCCACAACGUAUCAAACCACAACUACGACACGGAAACCGACAACGAGCAAACCUCGACCUCAAACGAAACCUACGAAACUUCCAUCAUCCACCCAGCGACCUGCGAGUCCUGCACUGCCACCUACCUCAUCAAGCACUUUAACCCAAUCCCGACCUACCACCAUUAUGACUUCAACCACUUCAACAAGGCAGCCGACAACUUCGUCCCGGCAACCUUCCUCAUCAUCAACUGAACCCAUAACUCCUUCAUUGACAGUGGACAGUAACGAAAUUGUGGCCCCAACCAAAGGACCGUCAAUUACAACAAUAUCAGCAGCCAGAAGUGCAUGUGGAACACCACCCAUAUUUUCGCGGCCGGAAACUAGGAUAGUGGGUGGAAAGACAGCCCCCUUCGGUAGAUGGCCUUGGCAGGUGUCUGUGCGGAGGACAUCAUUUUUCGGGUUCUCAAGCACACAUCGUUGUGGCGGAGCACUCAUUAAUGAAGAAUGGAUCGUGACUGCCGGACAUUGUGUUGACGACUUGUUGAUAUCUCAAAUCCGAAUUCGUGUUGGCGAGUAUGAUUUCUCGCAUGUGCAGGAACAGCUUCCCUAUAUCGAACGAGCAGUUGCAGCGAAAGUGGUGCAUCCUCAAUAUAACUAUAAUUCGUACGAGUAUGAUUUAGCCGUCGUCAAACUGGAGAAACCUCUUGAAUUCGCGGAUCAUGUCAGCCCCAUUUGUUUGCCUGCCACAGAUGACUUACUGAUAGGACAGAAUGCAACGGUCACUGGAUGGGGCAGACUCAGUGAGGGUGGCACCCUACCAUCGGUUUUGCAAGAGGUUUCAGUUCCAAUUGUUAGCAACGAUGUCUGCAAAAUGAUGUUCAAGCGGGCCGGCCGCCAUGAGUUCAUACCAGAUAUAUUCUUGUGUGCUGGAUACGAAACGGGCGGCCAAGAUUCCUGCCAAGGGGAUUCUGGAGGGCCACUACAGGUUAAAGCAGAGGACGGAAAAUAUUUCCUUGCCGGUAUAAUAUCCUGGGGAAUUGGAUGCGGUGAAGCCAACCUCCCAGGGGUCUGCACUAGAAUAUCAAAAUUCGUCCCAUGGAUUUUAGAACGAGUAACGUGAUGGAAAUCAAGUUAAUAGAUUAGGAAUUAUCAUCAAAUUGAUUUGCAUAGCAUAAUUAGCGUAUUAUUCAAAUUUAUUUAAUUUUUAUUUAAUAUAACGUGAAUUUUUUAAAUUGAGUUUGUAAAUAACCUUAACCCAAAUGUUUGCGGACAUUUCCAUUUAGUUAGAACAUAGAAUUCUGUAAUAUAUAAUUGACUAAUUCUUUAAAAAUCUUUUGCCGUUAAACGGAUUGGUUAAAUUGAGUGAACUAUUAGCUAUAUCACCAUCACCCCUUGAAGUUAACUAAAGUUUUCAAUUUUGUGUUUAACGAAACGUUGACCAUUUGCAUUAUCUUCUUCAAGUAUUAAUUUAUAUAAAUCAAUUUAAUAUCUUUUAUAUGUAUCUAAUAAUAUUAAGACUUGUUAGAAGUUGGUUUAAUUUCAUAAAAAAGAACUGUAAAUACUCUACGUGUAAAUAGUAAAUAUAAUAAAUAUGCGGAAUGUCUGACAUAGUUUUAAGUAGAAAAUUAUAAAAAUAUAUGCUUACUAGCUCCAUGAAAUUUCGUAUCAAACAGAAAAAUUGGUAUUUUUCGAAAAUCAUGUUAUGUUUUACAUUUCUAAGGAUACUUUUUUACGUGAAUGUAUAGAACAGUUAUGAGUUAAAUGUGAAAAUUAUUUAUAAUGAGCAUUAAUCUUGCCCAAAGAAGCAGA